CAGCUGUGCUUCUCUCAUAUCGCCGGGUUCUCGUGCGUCGUCGUCGUCGUCUGCUCUUUGUAUCGUCUGCAGCAGUGUUUCUUUUUACGGCAUACGACGCCUUUGGAAAAAGGACGCGCCUCCUUACGCGUCGUAAACGUGGGUUUCGACGUCCUUCAUACAUUGCUGGAUAACAAACACAGUGUGUGUUGGUUUUAUUCACUCUGGUCGAUGGUGAUGGGAACAGGGGUUUCGUUGAGUGUUUGCCACCGAGUGACUCUGGUGUGAGCUGUCACCCACUUCGACACCCUUCGGUUGCUGUGGGGUGAAUCUCUGGAAAAAAUUCGUGAAGCCGGGAAGAAUAACUAAGACAGUAUGGAUAACGCUACAUCCAAUGGAAAGACUUCCACUGUGAAGCAACUAGUGCUCUCGCUUCCCGGAGGACUGCCGGCCAUGCCCGCUCGACGCCGGCGGGGGGUCGCCGGCAAUCGGGCGAGCGGAGCCGGUGUGGCAGGAGGCGGUGGAGGGAAGGCCAGUGGCGGCACGGCGUCCAGUCUCUGCUCCUGCUUCUCGUCGGGACCCGAAGAGCCUCCCGAGAUCACCUACCACGUGGUCGAGAACGGCGUGGUCACUCUGCCGCCGCCACCGCUGCUCACCCCGACUCACCCGAUGCCGGACGAGGCCGAGCUCAACGCCAAGUUCGCCGAGUUGGUGGACGAACUUGACCUCACGGCAGCAAAGAAGGAGGUCAUGUUCAACUUGCCAUCGGAAAAGAAGUGGCAGCUUUAUCUCAGCAAGAAAACGGAACAGCACGACACAACCUCAUCUCAUUUUCCGGACUACUACAUCGAACGAGUGAAUGCCAUGUCUAUGCUCCUGUUUCCCCGAGAAGAGGAGGAAGUCAACACACGUGCCAAACUUCUCGACAACCUCAAGACUGCACUACGGACUCAACCGAACAGCUUCGUGACGCGCUUUCUGGACCAGGAUGGCCUUAUCUGCCUUCUAAACUUCCUGGUCGGAAUGGACUACAACACGGCUCAAAGUCCGAUCCACACCUCUCUCAUUGGAUGCGUCAAGGCGCUCAUGAACAAUUCGAACGGCCGGGCCCACGUUCUGGCCCAUCCUACGGCCAUCAACACCAUAGCACAAAGCCUGAGCACGGAGAACAUCAAGACCAAGAUCGCUGUCCUAGAAAUCCUUGGCGCCAUGUGCCUCGUGCCCGGAGGCCACAGGAAAGUCCUAGAAGCCAUGCUGCACUUCCAGAAGCACGCGUACGAGCGCACGCGAUUCCAGACUGUGCUCAACGAUUUGGACAGGAGCACCGGCGUGUACAAGGACGACGUGAACCUGAAGACAGCUAUUAUGUCUUUUGUGAACGCCAUCUUGAACUACGGCCCGGGUCAGGAACACUUGGAGUUUCGGCUGCACCUGCGCUACGAGUUCCUCAUGCUCGGCAUCCAGCCCAUCAUUGAAAAGCUCCGGAGUCACGAGAACGCCACCCUGGACAGGCAUCUAGACAUCUUCGACAUGGUUCGGAUUGAAGACGAAAAGGAACUCGCGCGAAAGUUUGACAUGGCCCAUAUAGACACUAAGAGCUGUACAGCCAUGGUUGAAGCUAUCAAAAAGAAACUCUCCAUAACGCCGGCCUACCCGCACUUCUUGUCACUCCUUCAUCAUGCACUGCUCAUACCUUAUGUCGGAGGUUCUGCAGAGCAUUGGAUUCUGUUCGAUCGGAUCGUUCAGCAGAUCGUCGUUCAAGGCGAAAACGGAGAGAACUAUGAUAUCACCCCGAUUGAGAUCAACGUCAAGAAAAUACUCAAGGAGCUGGCCACUGAGGAGGAAUUGAGAAUCGCGAAGGAGAACGCCGAUAAGUUCGAGAAGGAGAACAUUGAACUGGCCACACAAAUCGUCAAAAAAGAACAAGAACUGGAGCAGAGUAUACAAGAAAAGGAAGACCUCCAGAGUGCGUUGGCAAAAGCAAAAGAUAAACUGGAACGAGAGACAGUGAGCCACCUGGAGGACAAGCAGAAAAUUGAAGAACUGGAGUACAGGAUAAGGGAGAUGACACAGAAACUGGACUCCGAGCGGCGGGAGAGGAGCUACGCCGAGCACUCGAUCAGGAAUGGCCUACCCGAGGACUCUCGCCUCUCCAUUCAUCGUGGUAGCCUGCCCCUGCAUUCAACAGGCUCGAUGAGCGCGCCACCGCCACCUCCACCACCGAUGCCGUUGAUGGGGGGACCACCACUUCCACCGCCACUUCCUGGCAUGGGCAUGGCACCGCCACCCCCACCAUGUCCUCCCCCUUCGACAAGGACACCAAGGAUCAAGAACAUUCCUCAGCCAACAAACCCGCUCAAGUCUUUCAACUGGUGCAAAUUGCCCGAGGCCAGGGUUGACGGCACCGUAUGGACUGAGCUAGACGACACGAAGCUGUACAAGGACAUCGACCUCGCUGACAUCGACAGGACUUUCUCAGCAUACCAGAAGCAACAGGGGUGCGGGACCAACGGUUCGCUGGAGGACAUCCCUGCGUUGACGUGCCGAAGCCCUAGGGUCCGGGAGCUCUCGCUCAUCGAUGGCCGCCGGGCCCAGAACUGCACCAUCCUGCUCUCCAAGCUGAGACUCACAAAUGACGAGAUCUGUCGGGCCAUCCUCUCCAUGGACUCCAAAGACCAGUUGCCGAAGGACAUGGUGGAACAGCUACUCAAGUUCCUUCCAAGCCCUGAAGAGAAAGUUUUGUUGGAAGAACACAGCAGUGAGAUGGAAAGCAUGGCGAAGGCUGACAGAUUUCUCUACGAAAUCAGCAGAAUAAUUCAUUACGAACAGCGGUUGAAGACACUGUACUACAAGAAAAAGUUCCAAGAAAGAGUUUCAGACUGCAAACCCAAGAUCGUUGCUGUCCUGGAAGCGUCGAAGGAGGUACAACGAAGCAAACGGCUCAAGAAACUGUUGGAGGUCGUACUGGCAUUUGGCAACUACAUGAAUCGCGGUCAGCGGGGGAACGCAGUGGGCUUUAAGCUGUCCAGUCUCAACCACCUUGCCGACACCAAGUCCAGCACGAACAGGAACUACACCCUGCUUCACUACUUGAUUGAGACCCUCGAAAAGAAGUUCAAAGAUACGCUGAAACUGGAGGAAGAUAUUCCGCAUGUCAAGAGAGCGGCGAAAGUGAACCUGGGUGAGCUUGAGAGGGAGAUCAAAGAUCUCAAGACUGGCCUCAACGAAGUUCAGAAGGAACUCGACUUUCUGCGAGGACAACCGGCCCAGCCAGGAGACAAGUUUGUGCUCGUCAUGAAGGAGUUCAUCACCGGCGCCACGUACAAGUUUUCGGAACUGGAGGACAGUUUCCUCGACAUGAAGUCCAGGUACGAAAAGACUGCGCGGAGGUUCGGUGAGGACUCGGUGCAGAUGCCUCCCGACGAGUUCUUUAGCAUCUUCGACUCGUUCCUGGUCUCGUUCAACGAGGCCAAGAAUGACAAUGAGAACUUCAGGCGAAAGAAGGAGGACGAGGAGCGGCGCAGCAGGCAAGAGGCCGAGAAGCGAGAACGCAAGGAUGGAACUCUGCGGGGCCUGGCCGCACUCCGAGCCAAUGGUUCGGCAACGCUCAACGGCUCCAUCAACAGCCUCAAGGCCGGCGGACCGGCCGCACUGAACGGCACGACGAUGGCGGACAAGGGAGAGUUCGACGACCUCAUAUCGGCACUGCGCACGGGAGACGUGUUUGGCGACGAGUUCUCUAAAACGCGUCGCAACCGACGCCGUGGCAGCAGCCCGGCGGCCAACAAUGCCACCUCGGCAUUAGUCGAGAACGGACACCACGUUAUCGUCAACGGGUCUGCCCUGCACGACGCCUCACGGGAUCGCAUUGUGGCGCGGAAGCUAAAGUCAUGAGGCCUAGUCUAGCAGAGCUACGGUUUGCGCUGCUGGCUGUACAUAGAAAACGGGAAAUGCUAUGAACCAUAGGACAGUAGGCCAAGGACAGUGCUUAGUCAUUCUCUGUCCAGCUGUUUUACUAUCCUGAGGUUCCCCUGCUUCUCUUUUUCUGUGCACGUGAAGAACCGGCUCGCAUAUGAACUCCACUGCAGGCUGUACAUAACUACUCAUUGCAGCACGCUACUGUGAUGCCGAAGAACGCAAAGGAAAGAUGGCACACGUGCAGUGUCAGCGCAUUAAUUAGGUGAAAGUCAUCUGUCAGCAGGUGCUUGAGGCGAGAGGGAUUGUGUUUCAAUUCAAUUGAUAUGUAGACAAGACCUUCCAUGCCUAUUUAUGAUAUAAUGGUGCCGACAGAUAUCCCCAAUACUGUUUCAAAAGAGAGUAUUGAAAAACUCGUCUAUUGCUUUAUUUUACUUGACUCUGCCGCCUCAAGUAGCAGUUGACAUAUAAAUGUUUUUCCACGGUGCCAGGUGUAAGCAUAGUUAUCAGAACAGCCAUGCAGUUUUUCUCCGAUUUUGUUACUCCAAAGACAGCUUUUACUAUGAAUACAAAGAAGCAUGACACGUGUAAAAAAAUAAGCCGGGAGAAAAAUUCACCCAGCUUAUCAACCAACAUACGUUUAUCUAAUUGGCUCUUCAUCUGAACAAAAGCAACUUCGUCAUCGGUUAGUAAAAUUGAUGUUGCCAUGAUAAUACAACUGCUGCGGGUACUAGUAGGCUUUACUUAAUUUUCAAACACGUUGGGCAUCCCUCUAUAACUCCUAUCGGCACCAAAGUGGAAAGUUGUAAAGCCUGGGACAAUAUCUCUUUCUUUGAUAUCUUUUGAUUAGGGCUGGUAGCUGUGCUCUCACACGUAUUUUCCGUCGUGUGCCAUCUUGAGUGUUCUGUGCCGUAGUUGCAAUCAGUAGCUAGUCUAGCAGCUUGCCUGCCCCAUCUGUAAUUGCGUUUUGUUCAUAUGGGAUUUGAUUUCUUCGAGCGCAGCCAGAAACAAUGACAUCACACUUUGUAUCAUAACUACAGAAAUGUCUGUAAACACAACCAGCCCAUAACUGCGUCGGGUGGCUAAGAGACUUUGUACACCAAUUUUGUCCUCGUACGUUUUUUGUAUUUUGUUCAUGCAGAAUUGUUCACUGCAUUUGCCAUUUCUUUAAGAACCGAAGGCUGUGGCUAAAGUGGAGGUUUUCAUCAUAAGUACUCCAUUCCCUUAUUGCCUUGUGGUUGCUGCAUGGCUAAAUUAUUAUACCUCGUCAAUUCAUGUAUUGCCAGUGAUCUUCAAUUUGUUUCUAUACACAGAUUGUUCAGAAGUUUCAAAGAAAUAGUAGUGAAUUAGGGCUUAAUCAUUGUCAUAUCGUACAUAAGCUAGUAACUAAUUUUUUGGACACUUCGUUGACUUGCUCACAUAUGGUUGGAUUGGCACUGAGCAGAAGUUUGCUCCAAUCAUAGCCAGGUACAUUAGUCAACAAUGAUAUGUACAGCAUUGUAACUGAGGUAGGUGACCAUUCGGUGCCAUUUUUGUUUGUAGAUUAUGAACCACUGAGCCUAACAAAAUGUGUUGAAUAGAGGUGCUGCAGAGGUUUUUUACAUUUGAAAUUUGUUAGGACUGAGGUUAUUUUUUUGUCACAGUUGUGGUCAGUCACUGCCUCCCAAUAUUCAAUAUUUUAAUGCAUUGGUCUAGGUGAACUAGCACUGAUGCCAUAAAUAACACUUAUUUUAUUGCCAAACAGCAACUAAGUAGCAAUUAUGUUUCAAAGAACAAAUACGUUCCAGUAUUGUUCAGGAGUACGUAAGUUUAAACCUGAAGCGAGCUGGAUGACGUAAAUAUUCAGGACAUUCGUUACUGAGAGAUUCCUUGUCUAGCUGAGCGUGUUGUCGGGUGUACAAUGUCAAACAAAUAUGUCCAGAAGGACUGUCCUACCAAAAUGUUAUCUGUCAAAAUAACGGCAUCAUACUUACCGGAUAGUUAUUAUUUGGUCAAGCUAAUUAAUACCAAAUUUUUCAGAAGCAAAGCCUUCAGUUAUGCAUGCAGAGAUAAACACUCUGACUUUAAGCUGUCCCCAAAAGACUUUUGCUUAAGCUUUUAAAUAAUCGGUGGUGAAGUUCUUGUCAUUUUAGCACAGCCAACACAUUCUAGGUAAAAAUGGAUUGAAGUUACCAUGGAAUCUUAAAAGAGCUCGUACUUGUAGAAGCUGCACACUAAUAUUUGCCUACAAACUGCAGCGUACGAGACAGACAGGAUAAUACAGAUGACUUAAUCCAUAAUUACACUUGGCAGAUGUGUUUAGCAAGCAGAGUUUAAGGAGCAGUUCUUUAGUACUCAGCCAUUUUUCCACCGUGUAGUAGCUUGUAUAAUGCUUAAAAUUUAUUGACCUCGAAAUUUGUUUGGGGCCUGUGCUAAACUGUGACAAAAAUCACAUGAGAUUGUAUAAAAAGAUCAAGUUUCUGCUAAUGUUUUCCCAUCAGGCCCACGCACUUGUGAAGAAAGAAAUACAUUACACUUUUUUUGCGAAUUUCAAUAUAGAUAAGUGUAUUAGCCUAUAAGCAGUGAGACAAGAAAGCACGACACAUUACAAAAAAAAAACAUAUCUGAGGGGAAAGUGUCUGUCUAGCUAUUCUAUACACUUUCUGAAUCAUGCAUAUAAUUGUACGCCCAAGGGACCUUUGCUUCCCCCUUCUCCAAUUCUCGAGAGAUAUGAUCUACAGACUUCUGAAAUUCGUUCGUUGACAAUAGAAACUAUUCAUUUUCACCUAGAAAGUCUCUAAUGCUUGGUAUUUGUAGGGUGCCGACCUGAAGUAAUAACUGAGCUUGGUCGGUAACUCUCGCCUAUUAAUACUUUAUGUACUCGCAUUCAAAUUGAGAGAUAUAACAAAAUUUAAUGCAUGAAAGUUAACGAGCCAUUGUGCUUACUAAUUCAAAUGUGGUCUCCAAUUGUGAAGUACGUUAAUAUUAUUUUUUACUGUGUAAGAAAUGGUCACAACAAUUUCAUACAUAAAGUUAGCUCAUGUUUAUUAAGGUACUAAAGAUAAGUUCACUGAUAUGUCGGUGCGAUAAGAGUGUUUGUAAUUCAGAAAGUAAUCACCGAGGGUCGCCUUCUCUUAUUUAAACUGUGUCCUCUCAGGUUGUUUGCAGUGUUUUGCAACUUUUCUACAAGCAGUGUCUGAAAUGUUGUGGCACGUCAAUUGGAAGGUCGUUUGUUUUAACACUACUGAUGUACCGAACAUUCCUUGAGCACGGUGAUCGAAAAUGUGAUAACGAUGCUAGAUUGUAGAUUACAAAGAAAUAAUUUGAAGCUAAAUGCAUUUCACUGUCCAUACUCGUCAAAUUUGGGACGUAAUUUGAUAGGAUGUUAAAGCAUUCCCUGGUUUCGGGAUGUAUUUGUCGUGGACGUAGUGAUUUUUUUUGCUUAACACACAAACAUCGCAGUGUAGAAAAAGGUGGCCUAUAUAACUGAAUUUUUUAAUAACUGCCUUGUCGAUCCAUUUGGAUCAUUAGCACAGCUUUCAUAAAUUUCUGUGCUUUCACUUUUCCUCAUUACUGCUCUUAACAAGUAAUUGCAUUUAAUAAACAAGUAAAUCUCAACAUUUUAAUCCUUUCUUAUCGUUAUGCUCUUCGUUUUAACAAGUUCUAAUGCGUGUUUGGGAAGUUCCCUUUGUCAUUAACCAUUACUUCUUAGCUCUAAGCAUGGUCCACGUAACUACAAAACUGCUAAUUAUAUUCAAGCCAGCAUAACUUCUGCACAACUUUAAUUUCCCUGAAUGAAGCUCCAUGCGAAGUUCUGUAGCAGAGGCAUAUUCACAGUUUUGAACUGCUUCUCAAAAGUUUGUUAAGUACUGCAUAAGUGCGACAUCAAAUGAUGCUAAUAGGCUUGGCUUACAUGCAGAAAUACUACAACAAUUUUCUUACAUAUGUCUUUUUGUGCUUGACUUCCCCAAAAAGCUUAGUACUGUUUGAUUACCCAUGUUUAGGCUCUAGCAGUCUCUUGGCGUGCUGCGUGUUCCGACAAGAUAUCGAAAUCGAGGUAGUUUGGUCCACACACAAAAAGAGAACUGUGUUUUUUAAUUGAGUUGCGGUUCAUUUGCCAUUGCUCUCUGUACAUCACACAUACUCGCGAAAUGUAUUUGUCAGUUACCGCUGUGGGCUACAUAUAAAUAUAUACAUAACAUUUGUACAUAGGAUGGAUAAGCCAACUGUAAAUGAAUAUAGUGUGUGUUUGUUCUAUACAGUGUAAAUAGCUAUUACACCUUCUGCAGACUGCAUUGCAGAGCUCAUGUCCAAUAGAAAUGUGCUAUUGUGAAUGCCCUAAAUUUGUAGUCACGUAUUUCUGAAUUAUGUUUCUUUCUGAACCUUCAUUCAUCAGUAACAGUCAAUCAUUGUAACGAAAAUGCUUCUUAAUGUAACAUAUUAUGCAUGUCCUGCGAACUUUUGCUAAAUCUUCUGCGCUUUUUGAGGUUUCAUUGAAGAACCUCGCGCAACUGUUUUGUACUAGCUCAUCCGCGUGAGCUUUUUGUACUUUUAUAUUCCCUUGCUGUUGUGCUUGAAUAUCUGCUAUAUCUGCGUUUUAUUUUUCAUUUUUAUGCCUUGUCACAGAAAGUUUAGUUCCGAUGUCUAGUCGUCAGUUUGAAGUAUAUCAAUGCAAGUAUGGUUCAUCAUUUACAUAAGCGAAGUUCGAGUUAGCGUGUAAGACGCUCUCACUGUUUUCCUAAGUCAUAGUGGCUCUCUCCUUGCCCUUAACUGAAAAAUAUAUCGCAGUGUUUUGCCUGCAUCUGGCAACUCCGAACACACGCAGUGGAUUGCAAAAUAGGAGUGGGUUGCUAGCGACCCAAACGAUUCUCGCCUUAUAAGAAACGCUGGAACCCAGGCAAUCCUGGAGAGAUCACACAUUGCGUUGCAAGAUGCGAACGGGUUACUCGUAACUUACACGUAACCUUGAGUUGGCGAGCACGACAAUAGUUGUUUGGCGUCUUAACCGUCGUAUUGUCGCCGUGUUCGUCGUCGGGGAGCCCUGAAUAGAUGGUGGGUUGCUUGCGACGCAAGAACUGGGUUGCGAGAUGCACUUGGGAUGCUCGCGACUCACAACAGUGGGUUGCACGGGUUGUGCAAUGUUGCUCGUGUCAACGUAAGCACCUAAAUGAGUUUGCUCUAUUUUUGUUUGUAACAUGCCCCAGUGUUUAGCAAGCAGAUGUGUUCCCCUGGCUGAGAGUAUAGCGGUGCGUAAAAAAAAUGUUGAAUGUUGUGUGUGAGAAUUCCGAGUGUUUUUCUUCCUUGUUUUUCUUUGUGUAAAAUAAAUAUACUGAGAAAUCUAAACAAAA
This is a messenger RNA of Rhipicephalus microplus (southern cattle tick), 9221 nucleotides long. It is a transcript of the gene DAAM, whose product is annotated as disheveled-associated activator of morphogenesis-like protein. The record is from RefSeq and is a predicted model, not a curated record. Lineage: Eukaryota; Metazoa; Arthropoda; Arachnida; Ixodida; Ixodidae. Gene Ontology annotation, molecular function: actin binding; small GTPase binding. Gene Ontology annotation, biological process: actin cytoskeleton organization; positive regulation of actin filament polymerization.